UGAAGAAACCGCCCAAGAGAAAUAUACCCAGAACAAAACAAAAGUAAUAUGUAAGUCAAAUCAAAGUUGCGGCUGAUUUCACUAGUAGCCGGCUCUUUGAUUAUGGAGGCCACGGCAUGAAUUUACAUAUAAUUGGUCGUGACUACCGCGGGUGUUCAAACCGGAGGCAAGAAGGGGGGUGCACGGAACGGGUCCACUUCAAAUUGUUUUUGUUUUUUUUGUCUUCACUUCAUCUAGAGCAGUCGCAAGAGUUGAGCAGUGAGAAAUCCAACAGAGAUAAUAAACUAUUCCAUCGAAUGAAGAGCGAGUUAAAACAUCCAAGUGCUGCUGGUUAAAAACUUUUGCAAUCGCAAAUUUCAUUUCUCACAUUGCAAAAAUGCAAUUGGAAGUUUAUUAUUUUAUUGUGUUAGCUUUCACGGUAGUGACCGUACGCAGUAUCACGCAAAAUGAUCUCAUAAUUUCCGAUGGUGAUCAACUCCAAUAUCUCAUCAACGGAAGGGAAUCCCGAACGCUGACGUUGGAUUCCUACAAUGCGUCAAAGUUGUCCGCUCUCGCUUACGAUCCUGCAGCAAAGAAAUUAUUUUUCUCCGACCUCCGCCAUCUUCAUGGACACAUCUUUAGCGUCAAUCUUGACGAACAGUCCCCUCAUCUUGUUAAAGAUAUUGUUGAAAAAAAUUCUAACGAAACUGUCGAGAGUUUGACGUACGAUCCUGUGGACAAAAUGUUGUUUUGGGUCGACGGAUUCAACCGAUCCAUCCGUCGAAUCCGGAUUGACCAUGACAAUGAUCCCUCGGACGAAAAGACUGGCGUUGAGAUAGUUCAUUUUCUGAACGACGAAGAUAAACCACAGGGAAUAGUCUCCGAUCCUUGCACAAGAAUGUUGUACUGGACAAACAUUUACAAUUCGCGCCCCGUGAUUGAGCGUUCAUUUAUCAAUGGAAGCCAACGCGAAAUCCUGAUUGAAACCGACUUAUUACGGCCAAUUUUGUUAGCGCUCGACGUGAUGGAGCAGAGACUGUACUGGGCCGAGAGUCUCCGCAAUGGAUACUUCCAUAUUAUGCGAAGCUUCGUGAAUGGAUCGGAAAGGGAGACAAUUUAUCGCGGACUGGGUCAAAUAGUCAUCAGUCUCACGGUGGGCGAUGACUUCGUGUACUGGAGUGAUUACAAUCACAAGAAAAUUUGGUGCCUGCGGAAGGACGGGUCAUCUAGGAGUCCUUUAUCUCUUGGAAGUUUUCGCAAUCCUGCGUUGGGGCUGGUGGUGAUUCGCCAUCAACCUGUCAACUGCACUAUGAUGGCGGAGGAAGGUCAAGCCGAAAAAUCGUUCGCUGAAAAAUCAGAAAUAAUUACAAUUGCUGUUUGUUUGACCGGCACUUGUCUCAUUUUAAUGGGGAUUGUGGCCGCCCUUAUCUUUCGAGUGUGGAAAUCAAUGGGCUGUCAGCGAUUGGCAUUCGUUUCUAACAAGAACAAUGAUGAUACUUUCCCAUUUCAUUAUUUCGACGACUAUAGUAAUUCUUAUGCAAUGGUUGAGAAGGCAACGCCGUAGUGCAUUGAAAUUUCAUCCCAAGUCAAAUAAAUGUUUCAUAUUGGCUGCUAAAAUUAAAUUAUCUAUGACAUUGUUUUCAAAUAAAGUUUUAAGAUUAGUGUUGUACUUGUAACCUCAUUCUCUCUAAGAUUGCUAAUCAUCCUGUACCGGAAGAAAUUCCCGUUCAUUACUUAAAAAUACAAAUGAAGGAACAAUCUG
Molecule: messenger RNA, 1741 nt
Organism: Daphnia pulex (common water flea)
Lineage: Eukaryota; Metazoa; Arthropoda; Branchiopoda; Diplostraca; Daphniidae
Product: protein cueball-like
Exons: 5
Coding region: 377-1543 (388 amino acids)
Source: RefSeq, a predicted model, not a curated record